GGCAAAUUUUGACAAGUCACCAACUGCGAUGGAUGUUGGUGAAGUAAGGGUGGCAGAAGAUGCCGAUUUUAACAGACUUAAAAGUUUAUGUGACGAAACUGAGGGAUGGAAACAAGAAUACAACAAAAAUAACGUAAAAGUGUGGACUAAAAACAACGAUAAAUCGGAUUUUAAGGUGGUGAAAGUGAGAACAGUCUUUGAAGAUGUUAAACCAGAAGUAUUAUAUGACGUGCUACACGAUCCAGAAUACAGAAAAACUUGGGACCAUGCAAUGCUGGAAGGCUAUGAAAUUUGUGUGAUAAACCCAAACAAUGACAUUGGUUACUAUGCAGUAAAGUGCCCUCCUCCUCUAAAGAAUCGAGAUUUUGUCACUCAGCGAUCAUGGUUAGAUCUAGGCCCAGAAAAAUGUAUAGUCAACCAUUCUGUAAAUCACAAGAAAAUGCCAAUAAGAAAAGGUUUUAUACGAGGUGUAUCAUAUGUUACUGGGUAUCUUGUACGACAACAGGGACCGAAGAAAUGUCAGUUUACAUAUGUAUCUCAGUCAGAUCCUAGAGGAAAACUUCCAGUCUGGGUUGUGAACAAAGGCACACAAUAUUUUGCUCCGAAGAUAAUAUCAAAGAUUUACAAAGCCUGUCAGAAUUAUGAGUCCUGGAAGUCUAAGCAUAACCCUGGUCAUAAACCAUGGCUGUACCCGGAACAAAUGUCACUACCUCGACUAGAUAUGAAUGACAUUGGUGCUGAGUGCGAAUUCACAUCCAACGAGUCAUUAGAUGAAAGCAAUGUAAAAGAAGAGGAUUUAGACAAAGAUUAUGAAGACAAGAUAUUCCGUAGUUAAUAUUGCUGUUAAGUUUGUCAGGGAGAUGUUUAAAAAAUUAUCAGGUGAAAAUUGAAAAGUUAAAUGUUUUAUUGAAAUGCACUUCAUGCACUUUUAUGCAGUGAUGAAAGAUAGGUAUACAGUCAAUGCAUACCAUUCAUGCCAUUUAUUUUUUAUUUGUAAAAUAUCUUCCAUGUAAAGUCAGAACAUUGCCAAAAUCGGUAACUUAUUUAUUUAUUUGUUUGUGUUUUGACAAUUUUUUCACUGCAUUACCAGGCCUUAAUGCCAUAAAAAUGUACCUGGAGCGGAAUGGCUGUAUUACACAGAGGUUGUAAUUUAAGAAUAUGAAUUAUGAUUAAAAUAGUUAUUUAUAUAUUUAUUUACAAUUUAGCUUGCUAAAAGUAUAUUUAAAAAAAACUGAGAUCUUUUUAUAUACUGUUUAUUGAUGCUAUAUCUUUAUUAAUGACAUUUUAUUUGACAUAAACUUUAAGGAAAAAAACUCUUUUUAGAGUUGGAGGUUGUUUUUGUUCUGUCAUCCAAUAUCUGACAUUUCUGCUUAGCUUAAGUAAUGCACAGUAUAUGGUGUUUGUGUCCUCAAAUUACACUCUAAGGUUCAAUAACCUUUUUAAAUAAGUAAAUUUAGUAUAGUGUAUAUGGUUAGUGAUAUUUUAGGGGUGUCAAGAAGUUUAUAAGAAAUUUAUUACUUGCACCAUGAUCUGAAAAUCCACAGAUGUCUCGCUUGUCUCUCAACCUAACUGACACAACUCAGAAAUAUGUUGUUAUUAACAAUUAUUGUAUUGUAUUUGUUUGUACAGUGUAUAAAUGUGCCAAAAAAGUGAACUUUUCAAAGUAUCUCUGAAAAUUUUUAAGCUUCAGUGUCUCUCAGUGUUGCUGACAUUCCAGUAAUUCUUUUUAAAACAUCAAAUAAGUAUUUUUCUGAUUCUUAUUCAUGCAAUCUGUCUCUUGUGAAAUGAUGAUAGUGCUUUGUAUGAGUGGGUUGGAAGAGGAAAAAUGUUAUAAUUUAUGUAUUAUUUUUUUUCUGCAUGUCCAACAGUACUGUUUAAGGCCCAGAGUUGGAAUUGCAAUGCUUUUGCUCGGUUAGAUUUUUGCUUUUUUAUUUCUUCUUUAUUUUAUUUUUCAUGGAUGGGCAUUAUUUUUUUGUGUUCUUUGUAAGUUAUUUAUAAUGUGACUUUAGAAACUGAGAAGUUUAUGUAUUGCUGCUAUUGUAGUAUAAUUAUCUCUUCAGUUGGAAAUUUCUAAAAAGAAUUUGUAUCCUCUCAAAUGCACAGCAAGCUUAAAGGAUAUAAUUGUAACAAAUACUUGUAUUUGAAAAGAUAGAUAUUCAGCUAAUGAUAUGUUUUUUUUCUUUAGCUGAUUAUUU
Saccostrea cuccullata (small rock oyster) is the source of this 2195-nucleotide messenger RNA. Its product is annotated as START domain-containing protein 10-like. The record is from RefSeq and is a predicted model, not a curated record. Bases 29 to 835 code for a protein of 268 amino acids. Gene Ontology annotation, molecular function: lipid binding. The transcript is spliced from 6 exons. Lineage: Eukaryota; Metazoa; Mollusca; Bivalvia; Ostreida; Ostreidae.